Molecule: messenger RNA, 1212 nt
Organism: Alternaria ventricosa
Lineage: Eukaryota; Fungi; Ascomycota; Dothideomycetes; Pleosporales; Pleosporaceae
Exons: 1
Coding region: 1-1212 (403 amino acids)
Source: RefSeq, a predicted model, not a curated record
AUGCAAGCCCACGAAGAUGCCUUGGCUCUACUUACGGGCAGUCCGGUAAAGACCAUGGAGACGGGAAUGGAGCAUCUAUUGAGUGUAUACGACGCCCAAGAGAUCUGCGAGCCAACAAACGAGACGUGCCAUGCAACCCAGCGUAAAACGAUACUGGAUGAACUCGCUGAGAUUCUGCAUCUGCGUGGUCGGUUACAACAGAUGGGUGCUACAUUCUCCGACAAUGGAGAGCUUCUUACUUACGGUAACCCAUACGCGUCCACGGAGUUCCAGACUAUGAUACGCCUCGGUCCUAUGUACGAAGAACAGUGGAACAGUUUCUUCACCGACAACUAUGAGCCUCCUGACCAUCGAGGUGCAAACAGACAACUAUGGUCUGACCUACGUACUCUAAGGAGAGUUCUCCGGAAUGAGGGCAUUGUGUUCGGCCGCGAACAUCAGCGCUAUUCGUUUGGUGACUCCAGCACGAAGCUUCGAAGACUGUGCUGUGCGUAUGACGAACUGCGGAUUGAAUGGUUGACGAUGAUGCGAUCCAGCCUCCCAGCACUUGAUGAUCGACAGCUGUACACCCUUCUCGGGGAGUCUUCUGGUGAUGAAGAUUCGGAAUCUGGCGACGAUACGAAGCGAAGUAGAGAUAGAGUCGUCGUUAUAGACGGCGAGCAGUCAUGCGAUAGAGCUGGCCGGCCUCGCAUGCUGCGGCACCGAAGCAGCGGCGUUCCGCAAGCCCUUGGUUGGCGUUUCAGUGACGAUUCGACAACACCGCGCCGCAAAAAUGACUGGUGGAGGUUCAGCGACAACCUGGAGUCUGCGCCGGUAUGGGGUGACGCGGAGGAUAACCAAGUCGUACCGCAGGCUGUCUCGAUGACAGUAAAUCGCGACGCCAAAGAGGCCACCAACGUUCAACUUGUCUCCAAAGCAGCGGCUUCACGACCGCCAACUCCCAAAUCUCUGAUGCUAUACAGCCCAUCGCCAUUGCAAGUGAGUAGCACGACCUCUCAAACUGCUCGACUUCAUCUACCAACACCUUCGCAGCACAUGAACACCCAGCGCACGAUACAUCGAGCGGAGUCCAUAACAAGACCGAGAGAAGAGAAUGUGGUCAACAACAACGUAAAGCCGAUUUGGGCGCGAGAAAUGAGCAAAGAUGAUGAAAAGACCAAGAAAUGGGGCAAGGUUCGCCGUUGGUUCCGACAUACUUUCGGUCGCAAGUAG